AUGCCUGUUGCCGAAGGAGCAACGGUGCCGCCGCUGGGUGCUGGUGCAACCAGUGUCUCCCUCGAGCAGAACUUCCUCCGCGUGCUCGUCGAGCCAGGCCCCAAGGACACCGAAGUCGACAUCGUCGCCGUCCACGGCCUCAACCCCACCAACGGCUCCAACCAUGCCGAGAACACGUGGACCAAGGGCCAGACCCUCUGGCUCAAAGACCUCCUCCCGCAGAAGCUCAAGUCCGCGCGCGUCAUGCUCUUCGGGUACAACGCCAACGUCGCCUUCCAGAGCUCGACCGCGGGCGUCCUGGAGCAGGCGCACAACCUCCUGAACCGGGUCCGCAUGAAGCGCCGCCGGGACCAAGCCGAGCAUCGCCCGCUCAUCUUCAUCGCGCACAGCCUCGGCGGGAUCGUCGUGAAGAGGGCCCUCGUCGUCGCGAGUCAGGUCGAGCGCUACAGGCCCAUCCGCUCCUCGACGUACGGCAUGGUCUUCUUCGCCACGCCGCACCGCGGCGGCGAGUUCGUCCCCCUGGGCAAGAUCGCGGCCAAGAUCGUCCGCGCCGUCCAUGCGGCGCCGACCAACAGCUUCCUCGAGUCCCUGGAGAAGGACAGCCUGUUCGCGAGUUCGCAGAUCGACGACUUCCGCAGUCAGCUGGAGGACUACCAGGUGUUGAGUUUCUUCGAGACGAGACCGCUCCCUCACGUCGGCAUUGUGGUCGACCAGCAAUCUGCCGUGCUCGGCCUCAGCCACGACCGGGAGAACAACGUCGCGCUCGAUCUGGAUCACACGCAGAUCUGCAAAUUCGACCCCGAGAGGAACCGGGAGGAGUAUGAGCUGGUCGAGGAUCUCAUCACGGAGAUGGUCGACGACGCCAUCGUCGCGCACGAGGAGAGCCGCCGGGUGGGAAACAUCCCGCACGCCUCCGCUUCUGACACCCCCGAGGCGGUCUCGCCGGACCAAUUCCCCGAUGAGACCAUGUCCUACGACUCGAGGAUGUACCUCCCCGGCUCCUCCCCCGACCCGGGCUACACUUCUCAAUCGUCUCCGCGACUCCUCAUGGCUGGAUCGCCUAACCCGGGCUUCUCCCCGCAAGCCUCGCCUCGCAUGAACAUGCCAGGUUCCCCCAACCCGGCGUUCAACCCCGGGCUCGGCUUCACGCCGUACACCUCUGCUCCGACCAGCCCGGAUCUGGGCGCGGGACCUGCUUUUGCAACUCCCCCCGAGCGCCACAACAGCGACGACACCCGAGACGUAGCGCGAUCCGUCCUCUCCAUGACCCUCUCCGACACCACCGCCGCCGACGACGACGACGGGCGCCGCCGCAGCUCCUCCACCCUCGCCACCAGCCCCAGCAUCGACUCGGCCUCGACGGCCUCCCGCGUGACCUCCCGCCAGAAGGCCUCGCCCAACAUCUGGCGGUCCAUCGGCAUGAACCUCUCCGACACCUCGGGCGCGAGCUUCCGGUCGGCCGCCGCCGCGGGCCAGCUCGACCUCGUCCGCGACCUGCUGGAGAAGAAGAACCUGGCCAUCGACAACAGCGGCGUGCGCGACGGCUUCACCGCCCUGGCCGAGGCCGCGCUGCACGGCCACGAGGCCGUCGUCGCCUACCUGAUCGGGAAGGGCGCCAACCCGGCUUUUAACUGCGUGUCCACGACCAAGCAGUUCGGCAGCAUCUAUAACACCCCGCUGGCGCUCGCCGCGGGGAAGGGCCAUCUGGGCUGCAUGAACCUCUUGAUGGAUGCCUAUCCUUACCCCAGGAUCGAUCUGGAGGAGGCAAUGCGGGCAGCGAAGUAUCGGAACCGCGCGGAUGCGAUCAGGCUGCUUAAGGCGAGGGACGGGGGGUUGGAGUAG
Molecule: messenger RNA, 1842 nt
Organism: Dissoconium aciculare CBS 342.82
Lineage: Eukaryota; Fungi; Ascomycota; Dothideomycetes; Mycosphaerellales; Dissoconiaceae
Exons: 4
Coding region: 1-1842 (613 amino acids)
Molecular function (GO): protein binding
Source: RefSeq, a predicted model, not a curated record